Messenger RNA from Daldinia childiae, 1650 nucleotides. Its product is annotated as putative exonuclease V, mitochondrial. Gene Ontology annotation, cellular component: nucleus; mitochondrion. The transcript is spliced from 2 exons. NCBI's taxonomy places the organism in Eukaryota, Fungi, Ascomycota, Sordariomycetes, Xylariales, Hypoxylaceae. The coding region runs from base 1 to 1650 and encodes 549 amino acids. Gene Ontology annotation, molecular function: single-stranded DNA 5'-3' DNA exonuclease activity. The record is from RefSeq and is a predicted model, not a curated record. Gene Ontology annotation, biological process: interstrand cross-link repair.
AUGGCUCCCUCAGCUGCCCCCACCUUGGACGACGGCGAGAGUGACUACGGAUCUGACUUUUCAAUAGGAGAGGAAGAUAUUGUAAAUAAGCUCUUAAAGGACUUAGGGAAUAAUACACCAUUGCUUAACAACACUAUAACUACCGCUCCCAAAUCUACGCAACUCGUCUCACCUAUCGUUUCUCCCAUCGCCUCACCCACCAGCACUACUGCGACGACUGCUAGUAGCUUGUCUAUCCCGCCCGUGCUGCCUACCCAAGAUGAUAAGCGCCAUGUGCCAAGUUUGUAUACUCGCUCCAACGGUACUCUUCCCAUUAAAAUCGAAGAACCUACGGCUGCUCACGAAUCUCUCAACUCGAAUUCAUAUGUAGCACCACCUUUGCCAUUAGGUGGCGUCCAAUACCCAGAUCUGAGUCGUAUCAUAUCCGAUCCUAAAUCUAAUACAACGUCCAAAUUAGAAUCCACCGAGCCUUCGAAAGAUGUCCCUUCUCCCCUGCAGCGUUUCCGUUCUUUUCCCAAAAAGCCGCUCACGGUCUCCGACUUCUCUUCUGGUGCUUGGUGCGAGCUACAGUACUGGUACACGCUUACCCUUUUACCUGGAGGGAGGAAGACGAGAACGGCGGCGAUGCGGGGUGGCACUCGUGUCCAUCAAACCUUGGAAGACCAGGUACAUACCACGGUCCAAGUCAGCAUUACCACCAAAGAAGAGGCGUUUGCACUACGAAUAUGGAACGUCAUCCAAGGCCUCCGCGCACUCCGGGAUAUCGGCAUGACCAGAGAGCUUGAAGUGUGGGGGAUCAUCGAAGGUCAAGUCGUAAACGGCAUCAUAGACGAAGUGAGCCAUGAUAGUCCAAACGCCGCUUUUGAGCAAGAGCUCAGCCAAUCCGAAUCAUCCAAGGGCUUCACCGCAAGCCACCAAAAACAGCAGACGUCCAUGACAGAUUUUUUGGAACCGCCUCGUAAAAAGUUUUACUUGACUGAUGUCAAAACAAGAGGUUCGGAUAGACUGCCUACCGGCGCCGCCCUCAGGCCCGCCAGGGUCCAGUUAUUCUUGUAUCAUCGACUUUUGGGCGAGAUGGCCUCUGGUGUCGUAGAUUUUACUGCUAUUUUGGAUCGAUAUGGCCUUACAGCUGAUGCCUUAUUUUCUGAUGCUUUCAUGGCUCAGGUAGGUGACUUACACGAUGAGAUAUUUUACGACGCGGAUUCGGAUGUUGGGGGUGCUUCAUCGUCUCAUUCUACGCGUAGCGAGUGUAAUACCGAUUGGUCGGAUCCGUCUUCAAACCAGCUUCCUCAAGAUCUAAUCAAAUAUCGAUCCAUUACGCAGAUACUUCCGCUAUUACAGUCCGAACUACGCGAAACCUUUCCGCAGGGCGCCACCACCAUCGGCGAACUUCUCGCUGUCCAGUAUCGCCACAGGGAGGAUGGUCGCAUUCUUGGUAAUAAUUCGUUUCCUAACGAUCCCGAGGCUUUAGAAGGGUACCUCGGACGGAACCUCGAGUGGUGGCGCGGCGAGAGGGACGCCGAGGGUGUUUCUAUCGAAGAGACUUAUAAGUGUAGGUCAUGUGAAUUUGCGGAAAGUUGUCAAUGGCGAAAGGACAAAGAGACCGAAUUUUUACGGAACAAAAGGGGCAUCACAGGCGUAAGGACUUAA